CAAUCACCAGCUUUUCGGCAAGCUGGGAAUCAAACACUAAAAAUAGCUCUCCCAUAUUUUCCUCGCUCCUUGUCCAUAUUUAUCUCAACCCCUUCCCAACAUAUCAUGUGUAAUACAAGGGCAUUUUCUUAUGAUCCUCCAACUCCAUUUCCAACACCAAUUCCACCACCUUUCUUUCCACCAUUUAUCUCUGUCUCUCACACACACGCACACACUAGACACGUAUAUAUAACGUACAUGUAUACGUGGAAAUACAGAUACUUCCACGAUGCCGGAAGGUCAUAGAGGACACAGAACGCGACAUAACCGCGGGCCGAGCCGAGAACCGGGCCGGGCCAGAGUGCCGUUGAGGCUACUCCUCCGAGUGGCAUCAGUAGCCGGCGGGAUACAAUUCGGGUGGGCUUUACAGCUGUCACUACUCACACCAUACGUGCAAGAGCUCGGAAUUCCUCACGCGUGGGCUAGCAUAAUAUGGCUGUGCGGGCCGCUUUCGGGCUUGCUGGUUCAGCCUUUGGUUGGACACAUGAGUGAUCGGUGUACCAGUCGGUUCGGUCGCCGGCGGCCGUUUAUUGUUGCCGGAGCUGUGUCGAUCAUGAUUGCUGUGUUGAUCAUCGGUUUCUCAGCUGAUAUUGGUUGGUUGUUUGGCGAUAGGGGUGAGACAAAAGUGCGGGCUAUCGCAGCUUUUAUAGUAGGGUUUUGGCUGCUUGAUGUUGCUAAUAAUUUGACUCAAGGACCUUGCCGUGCUCUUCUUGCUGAUCUUACUAGAAAGGAUCACAGAAGAACUCGAGUAGCAAAUGCAUACUUCUCCUUGUUUAUGGCUAUUGGUAACAUCCUUGGCUAUGCCACUGGAUCUUACAGUGGCUGGUUCAAGAUCUUUCCUUUUACCCUCAGUUCUGCAUGCACUGUCAACUGUGCCAAUCUCAAGGCUGCUUUUGUUAUUGACAUUAUUUUUAUUGCAAGCACUACAUAUAUCAGCAUAUCUGCAGCCAAUGAGCAGCCUCUAAGUCCCAGUCAGGUUGCCCCUCAUACUACCGAAGAGAUUGGAGAAUCAAGCCAUAGUCAAGAAGAAGCUUUUCUCUGGGAAUUAUUUGGAACUUUCAAGUUCUUCCCAGUUUCAGUUUGGGCGAUCCUGCUUGUCACUGCUCUGACUUGGAUAGGAUGGUUUCCAUUUUUGUUGUUCGAUACUGAUUGGUUUGGAAGAGAGAUUUAUGGUGGUGAGCCAAAUGAUGGAAAGAACUAUAGUACUGGAGUUAGAAUGGGUGCAUUGGGUCUAAUGUUGAACUCAGUGCUCCUUGGAAUAACAUCAGUUUUCAUGGAGAAGCUCUGUCGGAAAUGGGGGGCUGGUUUCACAUGGGGAGUUUCAAACAUAGUCAUGUGUCUCUGCUUUAUAGCAAUGCUUAUAAUUAGUGUUGUUCGGAAUAACAUGGACAUUGGUCUGGAUCUUCCCCCAGAUGGCAUUGUUAUCGCUGCACUAGUAGUAUUUGCUAUUCUUGGGAUCCCACUGGCAAUAACAUACAGUGUUCCAUAUGCGUUGGUAUCCUCUAGGAUUGAAGCUCUAGGGCUAGGACAAGGACUGUCAAUGGGUGUUCUGAAUCUAGCAAUUGUGAUUCCACAGAUGUUGGUUUCACUUGGAAGCGGGCCAUGGGAUGAGCUCUUUGGUGGAGGCAACUCACCAGCCUUGGUUGUGGCAGCAGUUUCAGCAUUUGCCGGUGGACUUAUAGCAAUCCUGGCAAUUCCUCGAACACGAGUUGAGAAGUCCAAGAUCCAUGCUUGAGGUUUGUUUGCCCUGGCGAAAGGCAAGUACAAUGGUGCCGAUUAUUCUCCAGCACUGGGUUUGGCAGGUCCUUCCCGAAGCCUUUGCAAUCCGCCCCUGCGUGUUGUUUGAGAACACUAGACUAGGUUCCAUCUUGUUCUGCUCAAAAAUAAUGGAUGCAAGGUUGGCUCUGUUUUAUAUGGGAUGAGUUGUUGGCAACAAGUGUUGUUCUUUUGUCAUUCUGUCAUGAUCAUGGAGAUGGUGUCCAUAGCUAAUAUCCUGAAAAGGAAGUGAUUCAUCUGAUUUCAUUUACAGAUCUAGGUUAAAGCAAUUAAAUCUCGUUUGGUCUUA
Molecule: messenger RNA, 2104 nt
Organism: Nicotiana attenuata
Lineage: Eukaryota; Viridiplantae; Streptophyta; Magnoliopsida; Solanales; Solanaceae
Product: sucrose transport protein SUC4-like
Exons: 7
Coding region: 269-1774 (501 amino acids)
Biological process (GO): sucrose transport; transmembrane transport
Cellular component (GO): plasma membrane; vacuole
Molecular function (GO): sucrose:proton symporter activity
Source: RefSeq, a predicted model, not a curated record